Messenger RNA from Sardina pilchardus (European sardine), 457 nucleotides. Its product is annotated as phospholipase A2-like. The coding region runs from base 5 to 457 and encodes 150 amino acids. The record is from RefSeq and is a predicted model, not a curated record. Gene Ontology annotation, molecular function: calcium ion binding; phospholipid binding. Gene Ontology annotation, biological process: lipid catabolic process; phospholipid metabolic process; arachidonate secretion. NCBI's taxonomy places the organism in Eukaryota, Metazoa, Chordata, Actinopteri, Clupeiformes, Clupeidae. The transcript is spliced from 4 exons.
CAACAUGAACACUCUCCCUGCUGUGCUCCUCCUGGCCUUCGGCCUCUGCUUUGCUGAGUCCAUGAGCUACAGGGCUCUGUGGCAGUUCAGGGACAUGAUCAUCUGUGCGAACCCCGACAGCUGGCCUGUUCUGGAAUACAUCGACUACGGCUGCUACUGCGGCAAGGGCGGCUCCGGAACACCUGUGGACGACCUGGACAGAUGCUGUGAGGUGCACGAUCGUUGCUACGGCGAUGCCAUGCAGCAUUCCGAGUGCUGGCCCAUCCUGGACAACCCCUACACCGAGAUCUACGCCUUCACUUGCGACGAGGCCAGCAAGACUGUCACCUGCCCAAGCAACAAAAACGAUGAGUGUGAGCAGUUCAUCUGCGAUUGCGACAGGUUGGCCGCCGAGUGUUUUGCCACCGCUGGUUACAACCCUGAGAACGAGCACCUGCCUAGUGACCAGUGCAAUUAA